AUGGCACGUGGAGAGCAGCGGUCUCGCACGCUAUUGGACAUCGACUUCGAUGCGCUCAUCGCAAAGCAUCUGAAAGAAAACCACGUACCUGGGAUAAGCAUUGGAAUCAUCCAUGACGGCAAAAUUGAAAUCAAGGGCUACGGGUUUGCACAGUUGCCAUCGACGCCAGCGACUCCGGACACAUUGUGGCUCGCCGGCAGCGUCGCAAAAAGCUUCACCGCAGCAGCCAUUGGAAAGGUUAUUCAUGAUGCGUCGCCACCAUCUGUGUCCGGCAACGUCAAUGUCCGAUGGACAACGCCGCUGCAGGCCAUGAUUCGCGAGGAUUUCGUUCUCGAAAACGGAUACGCCACUGCACACACAACCAUCGAAGAUGCCCUAUCCCACCGCUCAGGAUUGCCAAGCCACGACAUGGCGUAUGGUUGGGAUCAUGCAUCAGCUCGCGACGUGGUGCGUCGCGCGCGACAUUUGCCGAUGAAUGUAGAGCCGCGAACUCAAUGGCAAUAUAACAACAUCCUAUACGCUGCGGUGGAGAUGUGCGUUGAGGCUGUGACGGGGCGCACACUCCCCGAGGUACUAGAAGAACGGAUCUGGAGGCCUCUUGACAUGCUUUCAACCACAUUUUCGCUGAUUGCGGCCCAUAAUAAGAAGGACUCGACAACGGGAACAUCUAGACUUGCUACCGGAUAUUACUGGCAUGAAGAAGGCGAAUGCUUUGUUCCGGACGAAUACAUGGACCUGACUGCGGUGGCCGGAGCCGGCGCUGUCAUCUCUUCGGUCAACGAUCUCGUAAAAUGGAUGAACGCUCUUCUCGAUGUCUCUUAUCUCUUCCAGGAGAUGACCACUCCUCGCGCCAUUAUCCCGCACGGAAGCACAUCCAUAUGCGACCACUGCAGCGGCCCAUCAACCUACGCUCUGGGAUGGUUUUUGCAUACUAUAGGAACCAAUCGAGUUGUCUCGCAUAGCGGUGGCAUGGUCGGCUUCGGCACAGUAUUGUACCUGGUUCCCGAACAUGGUGUGGGCUUCGUCACUAUGGCAAACACAAUGGGAUCUAGUAACACGGUGGGGCAAGCUUUAUUUCUCGAGGUACUGCAACGACUGAAUUUGUAUCGACCCGAUCCCGUCGAACAGCACGAGAUUCUACGUAUGACACCCACCUCGACCAUACCAGCGGAGGACCAAACCAAUCACCCAUCCCAAACACUCAUGCAGCAACCAGCACCACUGAGGAAGAACUGUGAUCGGCUCACUGGCUCUAUCGAGGAUUACCUAGGCAAAUACUGGCAUCCAGCGUAUGGCGAGUUCACCGUCAAGACCGCUCAUAACAUAGACCUCCUUCGUUCCAUGGCUAAAAUGGAAGAAGGUAUCGGAAUUCAAGCGAACGAGCAUGAUGUCUUUCUUCAGGCAGAGCCCUCGUCACGGACAUGGCCCUAUAUUUACUUGCUGAAGCAUGAUCAGGGCUCGACGUUUGAAAUGCAUGGCUUCUUUCCACACGGUCCUUUACCCGGGGAGAGAACACUCAAUGGCGACUCUGCAAACCCUAACGAAGACUCUGCGUAUAGUGACGGCAGUAUUGGCGCAGGAGCCCUCAUGAAUGGAACAGGCAAAGUGCCGUUCCAAACUGUAUAUCAAUAUCUCUAUCAAGUGAAGGCAAAGUUCGAGACGGGAGAUGUUGACAGGGGCUCUACACUGGCAAAGCGGCUGGGGAUGGAACUGAGCGUGGAGAUGACAGUGUCAGAAAGAGCAGAAAAAGAUCCAUCUGCGGGGAUGAUUUGGCUAGAGAGGAUCUAA
Molecule: messenger RNA, 1788 nt
Organism: Alternaria atra
Lineage: Eukaryota; Fungi; Ascomycota; Dothideomycetes; Pleosporales; Pleosporaceae
Exons: 3
Coding region: 1-1788 (595 amino acids)
Source: RefSeq, a predicted model, not a curated record